This is a messenger RNA of Euleptes europaea (tarantolino), 1092 nucleotides long. It is a transcript of the gene ADPRM, whose product is annotated as ADP-ribose/CDP-alcohol diphosphatase, manganese dependent. The transcript has 3 exons. Lineage: Eukaryota; Metazoa; Chordata; Lepidosauria; Squamata; Sphaerodactylidae. The record is from RefSeq and is a predicted model, not a curated record. Gene Ontology annotation, molecular function: ADP-ribose diphosphatase activity; CDP-glycerol diphosphatase activity; manganese ion binding. The coding region runs from base 1 to 1092 and encodes 363 amino acids.
AUGGAUGAAGAUCUUAGCUGCAGACCGGGAGAAACAUCUGGAACCUCUGAGGCGUUGUUCUCCUUUGGAGUCAUAGCAGAUAUUCAGUAUGCUGAUCAAAAGGAUGGCUAUGAUUAUUUGGAAACCCAGCAGAGAUACUACAGGCACAGCCUGUGCCACCUCCAAAGUGCAAUUGAAGAUUGGAAUAGGGAAGAAGUUCCACCUCAGUUUGUGUUACAGCUCGGGGACAUCAUAGAUGGCUUCAACGCCCAACAUAAGACAUCAAAGAAAGCACUAAGAAGAGUCAUGAAGAAAUUUAAGAAGCUCAAGGCCCCAGUCCAUCAUAUAUGGGGCAACCACGAAUUGUAUAACUUCAGCAGAAACUAUCUAAGAGAAUCUGUGCUGAACAGCAAGCAUUUACAAGAUCAGACUUUGCCUUGCAAUUUUGCUAGAGACCAGAGUCCCACAGAAGAAGCUUCUGCAGAAUUUUAUUAUGCUUAUCAUUUUUGCCCAAAGGCUAAAUUUCGAUUCAUUCUUCUUGAUACUUAUGAUUUAAGUAUUUUGGGGAGGGAUCCCUCUACCAAAAAAUAUCAGGAUUCUCUGAGCCUCCUGCGGAAAAAGAAUCGAAACGAGAAUUUGAAUAGUCCAAUAGGCCUUGCUGAAUAUCAGUUUGUACAAUUCAAUGGAGGGUUCAGUCAAGACCAGCUGGAUUGGGUCGAUGAAGUUCUUUCAUAUUCUGACAAACAUCAAGAAAGAGUUGUGAUAGCGGGGCACAUACCUAUCCACCCUCGUUCUUCAAACGGUGUCUGCCUUGCUUGGAACUAUAAGGAUGCCCUUGCUGUCAUCCACUCGCAUCCCUCUGUGGUCUGUUUUCUUGCAGGCCACCUACAUGACGGUGGUUACUAUUUAGACUCUCACGGAGUCCAUCAUAUUACUCUUGAAGGAAUUAUCGAAACUCCUCCCGAAAGUAAUGCUUUUGGAACUGUGUCUGUCUAUGACGACAGGAUGGUAUUAAAAGGAGGAGGCAGAGUUCCAGAUCUCGUGAUGCAUUACAGAAAAGAUCACAAUGCAAUUGUGUCCUGCAAUGAUACAACUGACAGCGCUGUGCAGUAG